CACAUACGCCAGUAAUGAAAGUUAAACCCGUGUAAAAAAAACAUCCAGAGUACCCUUGUGUCAGGGAACCAAGGAGCUUCAUUCUUGUUUUUCGGUUGUGGUUCGCUAAGAUGACGGCAGAACUGAGGCACCGUGGAGCCAAAGACACCGAGGCAACCUUACAACAGCAGCCGUCUGAGGACAAGGGUUCAGAUAGUGAGCUGAAGUCGGAAAAAGAUGACGGAGCAGACAGCCACCCCAAGGUGGACUCAGGGGUCCCAGAGGUGCCAGUCCCACCUGAUGACACCCCAGAAGUGUUAAAUAAAGCCUUGUCCGGGCUCUCCUCAAGAUGGAAGAACUGGUGGGUUCGAGGGAUUCUCACUCUGGCUAUGAUUUCCUUCUUCUUCAUCAUCAUCUACCUGGGCCCCAUGGUGCUUAUGAUGAUUGUCCUGUGUGUUCAGAUCAAGUGCUUCCAAGAAAUCAUCACCAUUGGAUACAGUGUUUACCAUUCAUACCAUCUGCCAUGGUUCAGGACAUUGAGUUGGUACUUCCUGCUGUGUGUCAAUUACUUCUUCUACGGCGAGACAGUCACCGAUUACUUCUUCACGUUGGUGCAAAGGGAAGAGCCGCUACGCAUCCUCAGCAAAUACCAUCGCUUCAUCUCCUUUGCGCUGUAUCUUACAGGUUUCUGCAUGUUUGUGCUGAGUUUGGUGAAGAAGCACUACCGCCUUCAAUUCUACAUGUUUGGCUGGACUCACGUGACUCUGCUGAUUGUUGUCACUCAGUCUCACCUCAUUAUCCACAACUUGUUUGAAGGGAUGAUCUGGUUUAUUGUGCCAAUUUCCUGUGUGAUCUGUAAUGACAUAAUGGCCUACAUGUUUGGUUUCUUCUUCGGCCGCACCCCUCUCAUUAAGCUGUCACCCAAGAAAACAUGGGAGGGAUUCAUUGGUGGAUUGUUCUCCACUAUCGUGUUUGGCAUCAUGCUCUCCUAUGUGAUGGCAGGCUACCGCUACUUUGUAUGCCCAGUGGAGUUCAACAACGAUUCCAACAGUUUCCAGGUAGACUGUGAGCCUUCGGAGCUAUUCCAGCUUCAGGAUUACGCACUUCCCAGCGUCCUGGAGUCUGUAACUGGAUGGACCACAGUGCGCCUCUAUCCCUUCCAGAUCCACAGCAUCGCUCUGUCCUCUUUCGCAUCAAUCGUCGGGCCCUUUGGUGGCUUCUUCGCCAGUGGCUUCAAGAGAGCCUUUAAGAUAAAGGACUUUGCCAACACCAUUCCAGGACACGGGGGAAUAAUGGAUCGAUUUGACUGCCAGUACCUCAUGGCCACCUUUGUGAAUGUAUACAUUGCUAGCUUCAUCAGGGGUCCUAAUCCCAGCAAGGUGAUCCAGCAGCUCCUGGCGCUCCGUGCUGACCAGCAGCUCUACAUCUUUAACUCUCUUAAGGCGCACCUGACCGAGAAGGGCUUGCUGCCGGCAUUGGAGGAAGCGGCCGCGUAGACCUGUUCACAGCUUCGGGUCAUUCCAUUUCAUUUUGGGUAUUUCAUUAGUCCUAGUGUGUGUGUGUGUGUGUGUGUCCAUACUAAAUGUGAACCACAUGUUACACCAUUCAAGUACUGUACAUCAAGUCUAUUCCCGACUGUUUGUUGUUGAAUACACACAGUAUUCUAUAUAUACAGUUAAAUGUGUGUAUGCUAUAUUUUUUAUCACGCGUCUUUCUUUUAAUGCACUGUUCUCAACUCACUCACGCUGUGUGUUUUGUUGUGAUGUCUUUAUAUUUAUACUUUUUAAAUAUCUCAGUUGCGGUUGAACGUUGCCCCGUCGCUAUCUAUUGAUGUGUUCGAGUUCAAUACGAUGACAUCAAUACGACGCCCCUCCUCACGCAAAAACCAAACGCCGCAUAUGGUAUGUUAUAUUUCAUGUAUUUAUGUUUUUGUUGAGUGUGAGGGCACAGGCAACACCCGCGGCGUUACUGACAUGUUCUUAAUUAGCCACAUUAACAUCGACUUUUUUUUUUUUAUCUGUGAAGUUAGACGCUGUCAACUUGUUUUUUUCUUAAUGUUAGGUCAACUGUCCCGAUCAAAUCACUGCCAUCGUCUGCUUAUGUCUGCCGAUUUCAAUGAGCGCAGCUCCGCAGCAGAUUAGCUGAAACGUUAUUGCUGACCGUAGCUUAUAGAUUUUUUUGUGUCAACUAUCAACCUCCUCACGGUUCAUUCCUGAUUCAAUCAAGAAGGUUUAGAAUUCAGGGGUCCCCAAACUUUUUCCAGUGAGGGCCACAUGACUUUUCUUUCCUCUGAAGGGGGGCCAGGGUCAGGGUCGUAUGUUUGUUUAUGUUCUAUGACUGGGGCAAAGUGUGGUUGUAGUCACGUCACAAUAGGUUACCAUUUCCACUUCUAUGACAGAAAAAUGACCAUGCUUUAUUGUUCAGGGGGCCGUGACAAAUGUGGAAGUGGGCCAUGUCCGGCCCCCGGGCCUUAGUUUGGGGACCAUGGUUUAGAUGGUAGAUUCUUGAGCACCUACUGCCAAAUGUGAUUAUUUUUGCUUGAAUGUUUUUCAUUUUUCAAGUUUCUGAUGAAGCACGGUGGUCUAGUGGUUAGCGUGCAGACCUCACAACUAGGAGACCAGGGUUCAAUUCCACCCCUCGGGCAUCUCUGUGUGGAAUUUCCAUGUUCUCCCCGUGCAUGCGUGGGUUUUCUCCGGGUACUCCGGUUUCCUCCCACAUUCCAAAAACAUGCUAGGUUAAUUAGCGACUCCAAAUUGUCCAUAGGUAUGAAUGUGAGUGUGAAUGGUUGUUUGUCUAUAUGUGCCCUGUGAUUGGCUGGCCACCAGUCCAGGGUUUACCCUGCCUCUCGUCCGAAGACAGCUGGGAUAGGCUCCAGCACCCCCGCGACCCUCGUGAGGAAAAGCGGUAGAAAAUGAAUGAAUUAAUAUUUAUAGAGCCCUCUAGACAUGAAAUAACACCCCUACAGUCAUCUUUCCAUUCAUAUUACCCAUUAUAGUUGACUCUGUUGCUGUUGCCGUUGUGCCAGGUCUCACAGCUAGGAGACCCGGGUUCAAUUCCCCGCUCGGGCAUCUCUGUGUGGAGUUUGCAUGUUCUCCCCGUGCAUGCGUGGGUUUUCUCCGGGUACUCCGGUUUCCUCCCACAUUCCAAAAACAUGCUAGGUUAAUUAGCGACUCCAAAUUGUCCAUAGGUAUGAAUGUGAGUGUGAAUGGUUGUUUGUCUAUAUGUGCCCUGCCCAGCACCCCCCCCGCGACCCUCGUGAGGAAAAAGCGGUAGAAAAUGAACGAAUGAAUGAAAGUUUCUGAUGAAAUUAUGAACAUAACAGAUAAUUUCUCACAUUUUUUAAAGAUUAUUUUAAUAUAUAACCAACAUUAAUGCCAUAUUUUACAACAUUGAGGUUAUUUUUUUUCAGAUAACUAACAUACUCGGUUAUGUUAUUUAGCGUAGGUGCAGUAAAUCGAUUCACAAUGAGUAUCGCAAUGUUUACACACUUGAUGUCCAUGUUUGUGUUUUAUUAUGACAGCAUUCCAGAAUGAUUUUGUGAUGAAUUAGCGGUGCAAGCUAAUAGCAGUUCAAUGGUCCAUUCAAGACUAGGUUUUGUUGGUUUCAUCACAUUAUCACCAUGGUGUUUUUCCUGUUGUCUCCAGUUUUAAAAAAAAAAUAUUCACAUCGUUAUGUAAAUACGAAUAAGAUCCGGAGACGUGGAUGUCCGUGGGGCUUGUAAAUGUGAAGUCAGGCUUUUAGCAAGAUUGGACAGAACGUCAACAAGGUUUUGAUGUCCUCCAAAAUAUAUUUUAGGACGUAUUAAUUCAUUCACCUGCAAAAGUGUUGUUUUUUUUUUUCUUGUAAUGAAACACUGAAAGCAGGCAAAUGUGUGUUUUUUUUUUCCUUAGAUGCAUGUUAUUCAUCUGUGUCUUAAAUGGAACUUUAUCCAUAAAGUAUUUAUUUAUACCCAUCAAAAUUAUUAUACAUUUAAGAUUUUUACAUAUAUUUUGAGUGUAUUUUAACAUUUUUGCCUAAAGCUACUGUAUAGUCAUUUAGAAAAGGAGACCUGCUGGCUUUCUUGCAGUCUGCUGUUUGUUGGCUGUUUUUCUGGGCUCUUUGUCAUUGUCUUUAUUAUUAUUAUUAUUUUUUAGACACGACCACUAGAGGGAACCAGAGCUCCCAUACAAAGGGUAUCCCCAAAAUCUGGACAGACCUGCAAAAAUACACAUUAAUAUAUAUAUAGAUAUAUAUGGAGAAAUAAUACAAAUACAUAUUUUUAAUUUUUUUGAAUAUAUUUAUAUAUCCUUUGCUUCAAAUAGUUUUAAAAUUGAAAAAAUAAAAUAAUUUAUGAAUCAUUGUUUGUAUAAUAUAUGUAUAUGAUAUGGCCAGAUUUUAGGGGCACCCUGCUGAUGAACAGAAAAACAAUCAACCCUAUUUUAUGAUCACAGGACAAAUAUUCUUUACUGUCAGAAAUGUUAAGUUUCCUCAGUCAAAACCUUUGCUGGAAUGUAUUAAAAGUUGUGCAACAUUGAAGUAGCACGUUUUUGGCUCGCCUUUGUUUUGCAUUUUAUUUUGUGGUUCAAGAGUCUCCUAUGAAUAAAAUGCGUUCUUUAUAUUAUUCCUAGGGAGUGGAGUGCUUUGUGUUGUACAUUUGUGUAGGAAAAAAUGUACUCUUGAUGCUAAAAUGUACUUUGCCUUGUCAGAAAAUAAAACAAAAACAAACAAA
Molecule: messenger RNA, 4687 nt
Organism: Doryrhamphus excisus (bluestripe pipefish)
Lineage: Eukaryota; Metazoa; Chordata; Actinopteri; Syngnathiformes; Syngnathidae
Gene: cds2
Product: CDP-diacylglycerol synthase (phosphatidate cytidylyltransferase) 2
Cellular component (GO): endoplasmic reticulum membrane
Molecular function (GO): phosphatidate cytidylyltransferase activity
Source: RefSeq, a predicted model, not a curated record